Molecule: messenger RNA, 1292 nt
Organism: Planococcus citri (citrus mealybug)
Lineage: Eukaryota; Metazoa; Arthropoda; Insecta; Hemiptera; Pseudococcidae
Gene: Cnep1r2
Product: CTD nuclear envelope phosphatase 1 regulatory subunit 2
Exons: 4
Coding region: 791-1174 (127 amino acids)
Cellular component (GO): cytoplasm; Nem1-Spo7 phosphatase complex
Source: RefSeq, a predicted model, not a curated record
AUUGGCUGUUGAUAAUUCUGUGCUCUUGUUGUUUAUAUUUCAAAACGGGACUUUUUAUCACAAACUUCGGCGAUUUCAUUCUCGUAUUAAUUUUCAACGAUAUUUCAUUAAUUUCGUAAAUUUCGUGGUGUUUUUUUUAGUGUUUUUGAUUAAUAUAUGACUUCUAGUAUCGUUAUAUGUUGUGAAUAAUGAAUAUUACCUCGAGUUACGGUGUUUUAGUGAGCUUAGAAGGAUGAAACAAAGUUGCACGAUUAAAUGAAUUUAAAGUUCUUUGCAAGUGUUAUUUUAAUUCACCACAACAUUUACUCGAUAGCACGAUCGCAAAGCAAUUCUCUAUACGUAAAUUUAGUUUUAUUCAAUGUGAAAUAAUGGAAAUAUAACAUCGAAUUUGAAAUCGCCGAAGUUGGUGAUAAAAAGUCCCGUUUUGAUAAGCACCUAAGAGCACAGAAUAUCACUGACCAAUCACGUACCACGAAUGCUAGCGCGCUCUGGGGAACGUGGAGGUCCGAAUAGUAAAAGCAAUGUUUUGAACGUUUGUCGCGUAUAGCUACUUUCGUUUCGAAUUUUAUUCGCAUUGUUUUGAAGAACUAUCUUAUCAGCUGUGUUGUGUUUUCGAAAUUUGAUUUUGAAAAUUUUGAAUAAUCCGAAGUUUUUAUUAAAUUUCCAUUAUUUUUAUGCAUUCUCACUGAUAUAAAUUUACGGAAUUGUGGCGACGAAGUUCUCGAGUACUCAAGUAACUUUUCGCUUUGCUUCCACUGAUGCAUUCAACGCCCUGAAUUCAACAUAGAAAAUGUCCAUGUCCGUGGAACAAACUACUUGCGAAGACUUGAAAGCAUUCGAGAGACGUUUAACAGAAGUUAUAGCAUCUGUACAACCCGCUACUCGAAGAUGGCGAAUUUUAUUGGGAACUGCCUUCAUUUGCAUGGCCAUAGGAGCUUGCUAUUGGCUUCAAGAUCCAGAACUUUAUAAAAUUUCGUUGUUCCAUUCUUUAUUCAAACAUCCUUUGUUCAGUGUUUCGGCAUGUAUUCUCAUCUGUAUGCUGCUGCUAGGAGGGCAUAAGAAAAUAAUGACACCGAUGAUCAUUGCAUCUAGGGCAAGAUCGGUGCUUUGUGAAUUUAAUAUGUCCUGCGACGAUAAUGGAAAAUUAAUUCUUAGGCCGAGACCAGUUAGCUGAUACGUUGUUUCAAUAAGUAUUGUAAUUUUCAAGUUUUGUGUCUUAAAUUAACUUUUAAUAUGUAUCAAAUGCCAUGUGUUUCUUAAUAUUGUAAUAAAUUGUUAUAUGAAAUUUAAAA